This is a messenger RNA of Volvox carteri f. nagariensis, 858 nucleotides long. RefSeq lists its product as uncharacterized. Lineage: Eukaryota; Viridiplantae; Chlorophyta; Chlorophyceae; Chlamydomonadales; Volvocaceae. The record is from RefSeq and is a predicted model, not a curated record. The coding region runs from base 1 to 369 and encodes 122 amino acids. The transcript is spliced from 2 exons.
AUGGCUCCAGCUUGGUCACUGGCCAUGACUCAAGAUGAGACCUGCAGCGGACCUAACGUUGGAGGCCUCGCUGCAGAGUAUCGCACUGUGGCUUCGUCCCGCUCUUCAUCUCGCUCUACACCUUAUGAGGAAGAUUUGGCACCCGUCAGCCGGCGUGCCUCAUACGGCGCCAUGGACCCGGUUUCGCCUGUCAACCCUUGCUGGGCGCUCGACACCGCUUCUAUGAUUUGCCCAUAUUGGAAGGUACUAGUUGCUUCAACCCAGUAUGUCCAGAUGAACGAUGGCUACUUCGGCGGUUACUCAUGGCCUCGCGUCGUGCCGCCGCCCAACGUAUUCAACAUCUGGAACCGUGCGGCGAGCGCAUGCUGAACAAGGCAGAAUUUAGGAAUUGCUGUAGUCAUGCGAAAGGUAUUGUAUUGUUUUUGAUCUGUGGCAGAGUGUUGCCUUAUGUCUUCCGUCUUCAUCAAAUGAAACUAUCGUAUUGGGAGGUUGAAUAAUCCCCGUUUGUCACAUAAAAAUUAUAUAAAAAUUUCCAAAUGAAAAACGAAAAAUGCUGCUUUUCACAGCACGUGCGUUAUGGAAGGUUUGUUUGGGCGUGAUUAGGUACUUACGGCUGGGUGGGCUCCACAUCCCGACUACACACGGAGCUGCACUGGGUAUGCUGUGAUCAGUAGCGAAUCAAGAAAGCAUGCAUACCUACUACUUAGUAUAUUGCGCAUCUUUUUACUUUGGAGCCACUGGUUUUGAAAUGUCGAACAAAAGCCUAAAUAUUGCAUACAGUACCCGGCGCGCGCGCCGGGCAAUUUUUCCUGCUUUGCGUCUGAGAGGAGUAUUUAGGCAUUUCGAGCUUACUGAUGU